Messenger RNA from Monascus purpureus, 381 nucleotides. The record is from the annotation of a GenBank genome assembly. Lineage: Eukaryota; Fungi; Ascomycota; Eurotiomycetes; Eurotiales; Aspergillaceae.
AUGAACCAAAACACAACCUACCUCCUCGACAGCGUCCGAAACGACCCGUCCACCCGCCCCCCCUUCUUCUGGCAUCAUAUCCGUCCCGAGAGUCAGCGAUGGGGCAUCAUGGAGAUCUGGAGAAAUGCGGGCCCGGCUACGCGGCCUUUUUUUGAUAGGGGCAUUACGAAUGGCGAGUAUGGGCCGAAUUGGGUCGCGGCUUGGUUGUUGUAUAGUGUUUUUCGGUCGAGGGAUGUGAGGAAUAAUCGGAAUCGGAGGAGGGGGGAUGAGAAUUUGAGUGUUUCGAGACGAAAAGAAAAAGGCGGCUCUAAUACUGCAUCUGCGAAAGAACCCGCUGCGAAGAAGGGAUACUAUGAUCCUGUCAGGAAUGGGACUCUUUGA